Aureobasidium vineae is the source of this 1071-nucleotide messenger RNA. The record is from the annotation of a GenBank genome assembly. Lineage: Eukaryota; Fungi; Ascomycota; Dothideomycetes; Dothideales; Saccotheciaceae.
GACACACCGCACCGAGCCUCCGUCUCUGGCAGUCUGCCGUCACGCAACUCGUACUCUCGUUCUCAUAACACUCCUUCGAUGCUCGGCUCUUCCUACAAUCCCACCCACCGUGUCACCCGCCGCAAGAGCACCACCCUGAGCGCUGCAACCUCCGCCCAAGCAAUCUCCCAAGCCAUCAACAUUGACCAAUCCAACGCUGCCCGUAAAUCCGUCUCUUCACGCAAUGCUCUCGGCUCCGUCAGCCAGGCCAGCUACCCCUCUCCUCCGAGCAGCUUGCCUCAGGGUGACAAGUCGGUCGACGACAAAAAGGUCAAGGCUCGUCGCGGCAGCGAUGGCUCCGUUUUGACAAAGAAGAAGUCGGCUGCUGGCGAGCUCAAGUGCGAAACCUGCGGAAAGGGCUACAAGCACAGCAAAUGGCAAUACACGUCCAAGCUCCUCAUCUCUAAGCACCAACAGGUCCAGUUGUUAGAAGCUGCCUCGGUCCUUGUCGCUAUGAACGGAGAUGCCACNCCCGGUGAUAGCAAACUUAGCGACAGCGACAACUCGUCCGCCUCGCCCGCUGCCUCGGGUUCCGACUCUAGAGAGGACGACAUCAGCUCGGCCGAGACUACACCACCUCCCCAUGGCGAGCAAUCCUUCGGACACAACAAGCGCUAUAGCAACGCCAGUAGCUUUGUUUCGCGCUCGUACCAGUCUGAAUUUUCUGCUCCUUCUGGCUCAUCUCACGCCCGCCAUUGGAGCACUUCAAGCAGCAGACCCAUCACUGCUGCCUCCUCUCUUGCCCAGAGCUAUCCCGAUGAGGACCAAGCGGAUCUUGCUGCUGCAGUCGGCUUGCUAAGCUGCAGCUAUGGCACCCCCACUUAUGGUCCCACCAGCUUAGGUCAAAAUGUGCCCCCGGUGCCUCCUCUUCCCGCGAGAUACCAGAACUCGUACCAGCCAAGCUCCCUGGCAAAUGCUCACCAGUUCCACGAAGAUGUCGACAUGGAGGAGGAAUCGUAUUCCGAGGAUGACGAAGAAACCAGCAGAGCCGACGAAGCCGACGAUGGCGUUUUUGGCACAAUGGAAGAGUAA